This is a messenger RNA of Cygnus atratus (black swan), 1695 nucleotides long. It is a transcript of the gene SHISA6, whose product is annotated as shisa family member 6. The record is from RefSeq and is a predicted model, not a curated record. The transcript has 6 exons. Gene Ontology annotation, biological process: regulation of short-term neuronal synaptic plasticity; regulation of AMPA receptor activity. NCBI's taxonomy places the organism in Eukaryota, Metazoa, Chordata, Aves, Anseriformes, Anatidae. Gene Ontology annotation, cellular component: postsynaptic membrane; postsynaptic density; dendritic spine membrane. The coding region runs from base 1 to 1695 and encodes 564 amino acids.
AUGGGGCCGCGGCACCUGCUGCCGCCGCUACUCCUGCUGCUGCUCGCCCUGCAGCUCCCGGCCCCGCCGCCGGCCGCCCAGGCGGCCGGGCCCCCCCGCGCCAAGGGCAACCGGACCCAGGGGGCGGCGGCGCCGCGGCGGACCCCCAGGCCGGGCAAGGAGCUGCUCAACCAGACGCUGGCGGGCCCGGCGGCGGCCGCCCCCACGGCGCUGCCCGGGCGCGGUAAGGGCAGGACGCCCCCCGGCGGCGGGGGCGGCGGCGGGAGCUCGGCCCCGGCGCACGAGACGUGCUGGGGGUACUACGACGUGAGCGGGCAGUGGGACAAGGAGUUCGAGUGCAACAACAGCCUGACGGGCUUCCGCUACUGCUGCGGCACCUGCUUCUACCGCUUCUGCUGCAACAAGCGCGCCGAGAAGCUCAACCAGAGCCUGUGCCGCAACUACAAGAGCCCCGAGUGGGCCCACCCCACCACCGCCAGCGGCGCGCUGCCCGCCGACGGCAGCAACGGCGCCGACGGGGACGCGGACAAGUACGACCCGGACAAGGACAGCACCAACGCCACCGUCUACAUCUCGUGCGGGGCCAUCGCCUUCGUGCUCAUCGCCGGCGUCUUCGCCAAGGUGGCCUACGACAAGGCGCGGCGCCCGCCCCGGGAGAUGAACAUACACAGGGCUCUGGCUGACAUCUUAAGGCAGCAGGGACCAAUCCCAAUAGCACACUGUGAAAGAGAGACUAUCUCAGCCAUAGAUACCUCCCCCAAAGAAAACACCCCAGUCAGGACAUCUUCCAAAAACCAUUACACCCCUGUGCGCACCUCCAAAAGUAACCCAGGUCACUAUGGAAAGGAUAUUUAUCGAAGUGGAGGGCCAGAUCUCCAUAAUUUCAUCUCCUCCGGGUUUGUCACAUUAGGACGAGGACACACGAAGGAUGACCAAGAACAAAAUUAUAAUCAACUGAUACUAAACAGUGCCACCCAGACACCUACACAUGACAAGCCACGGAUGAACAACAUCCUUACUUCUGCCACUGAACCUUAUGAUCUGUCCUUCUCCCGGUCCUUCCAGAACCUCUCUCACCUCCCACCAUCCUACGAGUCUGCCGUCAAGACAAACCCAAGUAAAUAUUCUUCUCUGAAGAGACUAACUGACAAAGAGGCUGAUGAGUAUUACAUGAGGAGAAGACACCUGCCUGACCUGGCAGCCCGGGGCACACUCCCUAUCAACGUCAUCAAAAUGUCUCAGCAGACCAACCACAGGGAGAGGCCCCGCCGUCCCAUCAGGGCCAUGUCCCAGGACAGGGUGCUGUCCCCUGAGAGGAUCAUGCCCGAGGAGUUUAGCAUGUCCUAUGAACGGAUCCUCUCAGACGAACAGCUUCUGUCCGCGGAGCGCCUCCACUCCCAAGACCCCCUGCUCUCCCCGGAGCGGUCAGGAUACCCCGAGCAGUCGAUGUCGCGGGCAUUGUCACACACAGACGUCUUUGUUUCCACACCUGUCUUGGAUCGCUACAGGAUGACAAAAAUGCACUCCCAUCCCAGUGCCUCAAAUAACUUGUACAAUACCUUAGGUAUGAACCCAACUUCCGCCAAGCGCCAAGCAUUCGCCUCCCGACGGCACAACACGGUAGAACAACUGCAUUAUAUUCCAGGACACCACCAUCACUACCGCACAGCGAGCAAAACAGAGGUGACUGUUUGA